Cataglyphis hispanica is the source of this 783-nucleotide messenger RNA. RefSeq lists its product as uncharacterized. NCBI's taxonomy places the organism in Eukaryota, Metazoa, Arthropoda, Insecta, Hymenoptera, Formicidae. The transcript has 6 exons. The record is from RefSeq and is a predicted model, not a curated record. Bases 1 to 783 code for a protein of 260 amino acids.
AUGAUUAAUUCAGAGAAUAUUGUUUUCACAAACAACGCUACUUCAAAAAAUGCUAUUUCAAAGUCUAUUUUGAUGACAUAUGAAUAUAAAAGCGUAGAAUUAAGGAUUAUAAAAGAUACAAUAAGUAUGUAUCAGAAUAGUUUUAUGGAAAAGGAAAAAGUGUUAAAAGAAGAAAAACAAAAGCUGAAAGAAUUAAAUUAUCAAAUGUGGUCAGUAGAAGAUUCAUAUUGCGAACAAAUAUGGCAAUUCUCCCACGAACAUAAUUUCUCUGAUAUCUUCAAAUGUUACCCCUUUGUUAAAAAAACUGAUCAUUGCGCAAAGCAAAGAAACAAUGAUAAAGACGAUGUCGAAAAAAGCUCAGAAUUGAUUGAUCUUAUAAAUGAAAUUGAUACGAUCAGAGCGGAAAUAUUUAGCUUAAAUCGUGAAAAAAAUGUUAAACAAGAAAUGGAGAGUAUCUUAAUGAUCUUAAAAAAAUUACAAUUAAUUGCUGAUGAGAUUACAGAAUUAUUGAGACUAAUAAGUCCUUUAGAAUCUUCGUGCGAAUUCGCGGCGAUAUCAAUACCAAUACAUGACGAAGUAAUUUUUGAUAGUGUAAAUAAAAUCAAACGACAUAUGAAUGAUACAGGUCACGGAAAUUCAAUAAACAAGAAAACAUGUAGUAAUCAAAAGGAAAAAUUAUCAUUCAAAUGCAGCGAGGAAUAUAAAAAUUUUACUCCAAAGAAGCGCAGUGAAAUUUCUAUUAAAUUUGAACAGCAUCGUCGACAUAUAAUUGAUAAUUAUUAA